This is a messenger RNA of Hymenoscyphus albidus, 3095 nucleotides long. NCBI's taxonomy places the organism in Eukaryota, Fungi, Ascomycota, Leotiomycetes, Helotiales, Helotiaceae. The record is from the annotation of a GenBank genome assembly.
GAGAUUUGCGGGAUGCCAUAUGGGACUUUCAUGGCAUUUGAAAUGUCAGUUCAAUGGUGUGCAGGUGAGCUUAAAGUCAUUACCCUGCUGUGCUUACUAUGGUAAGCCGAGGGAAGGGGUAGGAUUUUACCUAUGUAAGUUGGUCGUACGUUGGUCGAAAUUCCCUUUUUCUUUUUGGCAGUUUCCCAAUUUUCAUCAUUCAUCUUUAGGUUUUUACUUUAUCAAGUGGACUUGCUUCUAUUUCAAUAUGAAAAGAUCUGGAUUUUUCGCUGGUGUUUUCAGUGUCACCGUUUCUUGUAAGUUGUAACUCUAAAAUCCCUAUGGUAUGAAGGGCUUUCUGAUCAUUGAAAAGUAUUUUGUGCCAUUGAUGCACAGGAUUUCGCCAAUCAUGGAACCUACACAGAGCCUACCACUGGCAUUCAGUUUUAUACGAGCUACCAGACCAACGGAAAGAUCACGGGAAGUGGUUACAACUCAGUGGUCUCUGACGGAGGGUUUACCUUCGGAAUGACAUUACCACCCACUGCAUUGACACUUGAUAGCAAUGAGUAUAUUGGCCUCAUCGUGUGUACCUGGAACCUAAAUAUUGUGGUAUCAGAUGCUAAACAUUCUAGAUUGGAUCAACUCCGGUCGGACAAGGUUGGAGUGGUAUCGUGCAUGGUGAUAAUUCUGGUGCUUCAAUGCCAAAUCAUCUAAUACUAGUUGGAUGGCCAACGGGAGUUGGGAAUCAAGUAGCGACAUCCUUCCGCUAUGCCACGUAUGUAGACCCCGAAGUAUCAAAGUCUGCGCCCGUUCAAACUUAUAUUUAGGGGAUAUCAACCACCGCAACCCUAUGGCGGAAGUGCCAAACUCACCCAGAUAUAUUCUAGUGUAAACGAGACGAAUUGGGUCUUAGUUUACAGAUGCCAGAAUUGCUUUGUUUUUGACGAGCCAACCCAAAACACAUUCAACACAUCGACAAGUCUACAGAAUUUUAAGCAAGGAUGGGCACAGGGCACAAAAGAAGUGGUAGACAAAACAAAUCCGAGUUCCGGCAUCGAACAGCACGACAAUGGUAUGGGCGUAUUCAUUGUUGAGGUAAGAUCUGCGACACAUGUAUCCUAUUCUGAAUGGGCGACAAAAACCGCUACGGGGCCCAUUGCUAUAGGCACCGCUACUUCAACAGUACCAUUUUCCUCCAUUCCGGUCCCUACUCAAACAAGCUAUGAUUAUAUUGUUGUUGGUGCUGGAGCUGGGGGCAUUCCCAUGGCGGACAAGCUUUCAGAGUCUGGAAAAUCCGUACUGCUUAUCGAGAAGGGAGUGGCUUCUAGCGCUAGGUGGGGUGGUACUAUUAGACCAGAAAAUCAUUGGUUAGAUGGCCAGAAUCUGACGUGGUUUGAUAUUCCUGGAGAGUGCAAUCGGAUUUGGAAUGGUGGAACUGCUGGAGUUACAUGUACCGAUGUUGACCAGUAUGUAUAUCUCCAGUGCAAAUUUGUAGAAGUGUUAGCUUCUAUUUCAUUCAUGAUUCUUCGGUGUCGCUUGCUAACACAAGAUACCAAUUUAUAGAAUGGCCGGAUGUAUUCUAGGGGGAGGAACCGCAGUAAAUGCCGGCCUAUGGUGGAAACCAAAUCCUUCAGACUGGGAUGUCAAUUUCCCAGCUGGCUGGAAAGCCUCAGAUAUGGCUGCAGCGACUGAACGUGUAUUUUCGCGUAUUCCAGGCACUGAUCACUCCUCAUUGGACGGAAAAAGAUACCUUCAAUCUGGUUUCGAUGUUGUCGCUGAUGGCCUGGCAGCGGCUGGCUGGAAAAGUGUUACUGCCAAUGAUGUUCCGGCAGAGAAGAACAGGACUUUUGCUCAUGCACCACGUGAGAGCCCUUUUUCUUCCCUUUUCCUCUGGGGGUUUACCUGCAGGGAAAGCCCCCUGGCCCAUUCCUCCUCACUUCAUCUGGGAAUUAUAUGAGCUGACUUAUUUCAGAUAUGUUCUCAAAUGGAGAACGUGGCGGUCCAAUGGCCACUUAUCUGGUUUCUGCAAAUGGGAGGACAAACUUCCAUCUCUGGCUAAAUACUAGCGUGGAAAGAAUUAACCGAGAUGGAGGUCACGCCACAAGUCUGAACGUCAUUCCAACCAACAAUGGUGGCCGGAGUGGUACAGUCACUCUUGCUCCUAAAGGCCGAGUUAUCCUCUCCGCUGGUGCUUUCGGAACACCUAAGCUUUUGUUUCGAAGUGGCAUCGGGCCAACCGAUCAAUUGGAAGUGGUUAAGUCCAGCACAGAUGGCGCAACAAUGAUUGAUCAAAAGCAAUGGAUCAACCUACCUGUUGGAUAUAACUUGAAUGAUCACCUAAACACCGAUACUGUCAUUUCUCACCCAAAUGUUAGCUAUUACGACUGGCCUGCAGCAUGGCUAACACCUAUUGAAGACGACAAGACCAAGUACCUGACUCAACGAAGCGGUCCACUCGCUCAGGCGGCCCCAAAUAUCAACCCAAUUAUGUGGGAAGAAGUUACCGGACCUGAUGGAAUUGUUCGACAUAUGCAAUGGCAAGCUCGAGUCGAAGGCUCAAACGGUAUCGAGAACGGUAAUUCCAUGACGCUUUCUUUGUACCUAGGACGAGGAGAGGUCUCUCGAGGACGGAUUACCACCCAAAAAGGUCUUAAUAUGGUCGUUUCCACCAUACCAUAUGGUGACCCUAACGAUCUCGCUGCUGUAGCGCAAGCGAUUGACAACAUGGUCGCGACGCUUAAGCCAGUCCCAGGUCUAGUAUGGAACCUCCCAGCAAGCGGAACUUCUGGUGCCGAUUACCUUAAGACUAUCCCCUUGACAUAUGCAAACAUCGGUUCGCGAAGAGCAAAUCACUGGCUAGGAACGGCGAAGCUGGGAACAGAUAGUGCACUUAAUGGAGGAACAAGCGUCGUUGAUGUUGAUACGAAGGUUUAUGGGACGGACAAUAUUUUUGUGUCAGAUGCGAGUAUUUUCCCGGGACAAGUCACCACUAAUCCCAGCGCGCUUAUUGUUACAGCAAGUGAGUAUGCCAGUGAGAGGAUUUUGAGAUUACCUGUUUAAAUGGGUUGAAAUUUUACGGAUGGGGUUCUGGAUACAGGUUAGGUAGUAGUUCA